CGACGACGACUGCCAAUGGAUGCGCUGGCUCUGCACCCGCCAUGUCGCACCUGGCAUUGGCAUUGACGCCGGAGCCUGCCCGAUACGCACCGCGGAGCCCAGCCCUCCUCUAAACUCCGGAAGCCCGUCACCCACCCACCACCACCUGCACCGUCGACAGAUCGCUACUAGGACCUGACGGGAAGAGGGAGAUAGCCACUCACCGUCACUGCCUCGGCCACUCCCACCGCUGCCCUUCCCGCCGAGCUACGCUACCUCCUCGAACCACUAUCGCGGCGGAAUCGACGUCGCGAUCGCUGUCGGAGUGGAUGGACCUCCGCCGCCGCCGCCGACGACGAGGACGCCGACAACUGAAAAGAGAUGGAGGAGCUCAUCCACCACAAUACCCACAACAACAUCUCCUACAUUCCAUCCGCAAUCGAUCUGCUCUGGGUGCUACCGCGCUGGGCGCAGAGGGCCGGCACAUACGCCUUCUACCACAUGCCCGACGUGAUUGACACUGUCGCCGGCAAGAUCUGGAGUGGAGGAGGCAGCAUAAUUGCUGGCCCGACCGCGCAUCGUACCAUUGCCAACGCGACCAUGACGAGUGCCAGCACUGCAAUCGCCCAGGUCACCACCUCGGCUCUGGAAAGUACCCUCAGAGACGCCUGGUCGCAAGGCAGCGAGGAGUCGGCCUCAUUCUUGAUGGGUGUUGCAACGGGCUUCGGCAAGCUCAAAAACUUUGGCGGCAUCUUCUCGUACAUGACUUCGCGCUGGGCACUGACCACCUUCACUGCCGCUGUCGUGCUCAAUCGGACCCAGUUUUACGCCUCCUCUCGCGACCACCUGCGACUCCGCGUGCACAUGCGUCUGGCCCUAUACUUGAUCCCUAUUCUCGCUUUUCUCGCCCAGUUGCUGCAAAUCCUGCAAGCACUAAAGUGUCAGACCUCUCCCGACUACUCACUGCUCCGAUAUGGCGAUCCGCUCAAGCAUCUAACUAUUGACUUUGCUGCAGAAGGAGGCUUGCUGUACCACCUGAGCUCGACUCUGCUCUUCUGGCAAGACGAUGCAUCCUGCUGUCACGCCCGCUCCAUGUCCUUGCUUGGUGUGGCUGACGACAAGACCGCCCUGAGGGGAUCCAUGUCGCUGUUGUAUUGGUUCUUUCUGACCCUGUGCACCAGCCAGCUCUUCGAGACGUUGGCAUGUGCGCUGCAAGGUAGGCUCCCCAAGCCGGAAACGGGCAUGACCAUCUUCGAGCACUCCCUCGCAUUCGCCGAGUGCGAGGCCAUGAUCAGCAGCGCACUGGGCUUUGGACUGUUCGGUUUGCCAAAAGGCACGGGACCCGGCGCCGCGGGAGACGCAGGGCCUCUCAUCAGCAGGUCGGAGAUCUUGCAACGGCUGAAUGUGCCACCAGAGGUCUUGCUCAUCUGUCUGAUCUCCUGCUUCAGUCACAUCAGCAGCGCCGCGCUCGCUAUUGUGGGAAUCCGAGACAAAGUACGCCUGGUCAAUACAGCAGUUUGGGCAUGUUGCUACAUGUCUGCGUUUGUCUGGAGUUUCUCUCAGAUCUUAGUCGGCGACAUGGACAACUCGGAUUUGGGCUUUCUCCGAUUCCCCACGGUAUGCCUCGUGGGAUUCAUCCCCCACAUGCUGAUUCUGACUGGCAUCACCAUGUGCGGAACCAUCUAUGGUCUGGCCAUGUUCGUCACAGUCUUCUCGAUCCCUUCCGAUAUUGCCUGCGGAAUGUCUGUGCGACAGCGCUUCUCGUGGGCCUACCAUAACCUCCAAGCGAAUGUACAAUUUUCGCAAAACUCCUCCAUUCGAAUCAAGAUGUCCGAGGACUUUUACACGACGCUCCUCAAGAUUGGGUUCAAUGUCUUGACUGCCGCGAGCGAGGCUGUAUAUCUGAAUGAAGGCAGCCGCAUCAACAUCCGCGCCAUGACCUGGCUCGAACAGAAACGCAUUGACGAGCUCGCAACGAGUAUCGACAAGCGUAACGCGCCGGCCGUGCCUUCAGCGCUGCUCGACUCUGGCAUCGCCCGAGGUCUGGACUUUGUGGAUCACCCGAGUGCAGCCAUCAGUCCAUCGCCUUACGCUCGAGAGCGGAAGUCGAAGCCCGCAAAGACGGAGGCCGAGAGACAGCGGGCAGCUGAUCUGGACAGCGGGCUCGGCUUAUCGCGAGGACGAAGUCGCAUGCAAUUGACGUUUGACUUCAUCGCCGGCAUUCUCGGUCUCACACUGAGUCUGCAAGCCCAUAUUGUACUCGGGCUGCUUCGAAGAUUAGGCAUGGAGCGUCAACCCCCGUGGUUGCUCCGAAUCGCCGGUGUAUCCGAGAAGCAUCGCCACGCAUCAGCUCACUUUCACACACAGAAGCACAACUCGCUUGACUUUUAUAUACUAGGCGAUGACGGCAGCCUCGCCCUUCCCCGAGAUAGCAACGUGGAUGUCGAAUUGGAGACCAGACGCAUGAUGUUACAGCGAGGGACGUACCAGGACGAACAGCACCUGGGGAACGAUCUGUACAAGUGGUGGCGAGCGGGAGGUUGGUAUGGAGAACUUGACGGAAGUGGAGAGUAUGCUGCCAGUGCGGCAGACGAUGACGAUGAUACGACCAGCAUGAUCUCGAUGAGCACAAACGCCAGCACUAAUGAUGACGACGACGACCACGACGACGACGAAGAGACAGAGAGCGGGAGAAGAACACCCACACAACGCGACCCUUUCGGGAGCCGCCCUUGCCGAGAGUCCUCCGUGGAGGCCGAUGGCCGAAUUGACCUGAGUUCUCUUUCCAGACUGCUUAAUCCGCAAAGUUCUGCAGAGCGUGAAGAAGCGAGGCUGUUAUCUUACAGUCUCCAAUCCGAUCGGCCCCUCACCCGCAGCCAAUUUCGCCGCAAACAGGAGCGGUCCCGUGCUGAGCUGCUCACGGGUCUUCACGCUUCCAGUGUCAAGCCUCACCACCACUUGGACGGAGACGAUGAAGAGCGCGACCUGGAACACUUUAUUCUUUCCCAACGCUCUAAAUCUAAGGCUCGAGAACGCCGUUCGAGCACGUGGCAGUUUGGAGCGGAAGGCAUGGGCGAGAGCGGACCCCAGUGCGUGGUCUGCCAGUGCUCGCCGCGGACAGUGUUGGUGUGGCCGUGCGGAUGCCUCAGCAUGUGCGACGAUUGUCGAGUGGGGCUUGCUGCGAGAAACUACACCAAGUGUAUUUGCUGUCGGACAGAUAUCGCAGCCUACUCCAGAUUGUAUGUACCUUAGGUUGAACCACAGAAGUUUCAUAUCUACGUAGCGCCCAGAAGGGGGGUCACCUGGAUUUGACCAUCUUCC
Messenger RNA from Sphaerulina musiva SO2202, 3300 nucleotides. RefSeq lists its product as uncharacterized. The record is from RefSeq and is a predicted model, not a curated record. The transcript has a single exon. Bases 361 to 3231 code for a protein of 956 amino acids. Lineage: Eukaryota; Fungi; Ascomycota; Dothideomycetes; Mycosphaerellales; Mycosphaerellaceae. Gene Ontology annotation, molecular function: ubiquitin protein ligase activity. Gene Ontology annotation, biological process: ubiquitin-dependent protein catabolic process; protein ubiquitination.